UUUCUUCGUUAUUAUCCAGGGAGCUCUGCGGGCUAUAUUUUAACCUCCUCAGCCGCGCGCCACCAUACAAGGCCGUGAAAGUCUUCGCAUGCCCGAGAUGCGACCCAGAGGUAUUACAGUGUUUAUUAUUAUUACUACUACUAUCACUCCUGCCUCUCCAGCCCGCUUUGCUGGUGCCAGCUUGGAGUGCAUGUCUACCGGCCAACCAACCAUCCGCAGGCACCCCACCCACCUGUCACCACUAGCACGAUCAGCAGUACCAACACCACUUCAUCCCAUCGCAGCAUCAUCGCCCUCGUCGCCCCCAUCCGAAAGCCACAGCCCUUGCCCUUCAACUGCUGAGACCUAACGCGCGCCUGCUCGGGUGCCACAACCACCAUCGCCGAGUCCUGGACCGCGGGCUGCUCUUCGCGUCCGCGCCGUGGAGUUUGGGAUUUCAGAGGGGGACUGCAACGACCGCCGGGCUCAGGAUGGAGACCACCGCCGCUCUUCCCUUCUACCAGAAACGGCACGAGCACUUCGACCGGAGCUACCGCUACGCGGAGACGCGCAGCAUCAUGCAGAAGUACCUGCGAAAGGACAAGAAGCGCCUUGAAGAUGACGCCGAGUCCAAAGGCGCCUUCGUGCAGCGGAGCAGCGUCCUGAGUCGCCAGGAGCAGGAGGUCAGCCAGAAGCACCGGGAGAGCCUCCACUUGACGAGGAGCCACAAGCAGCAGCAGCAGCAGCAGCAGCUGCAAGUCUCCAGCAGCCAACAGCAGCAGCAGCAGCAGCAGCAGCACAUCAAGAGCAGCUUCAAGCACCGGGAAGUCGAGGGGAUGCACCUGCAGCACCAGCAGCAGCAGCAGGUGAAAGGGCUGCAUCGGCAGCUCGACAGCGGGAGCCACUUGGUCCAUGAUGAUAGCAGCCAUCAGCAUCAUCUUCAGCAGCAGCAGCAGCAUCAUCAUCUUCAGCAGCAGCAGUAUCAGCAGCAGCAGCAGCAGCAUCAGUAUCAUCAUCACCAGCAGCAGCAGUAUCAUCAGCAUCAUCAGCAGCACCAUGUGGUGGAGGUGUGUCUUGAUUGUCAUGAGAAGAAGCUGCGUGAGCAGCAGCAAGAGGUGAUCGGGAACGGGCUGGGGGUCGCGCAGGGGUACAAGGUGGGGGACGCGCAGGGGUACGGGAAGCAACAGGGCGUCCACGCGUGGUGCGUGGAUGACGCUGUGGAGGACGAGGAGCUGGAGGAGAUCGCCCGCACCGUCAGAUCGUCCCGCAAGGAGAUCCGCAAGAAAGCCGCCCAGCUCGCUCUGCGCAGGAAGAUCCUGGACAGCGAGGAGUACCAGGAGCGCGUGCGGGAUGACAAGGUGCAGCACUCGCCCGAGUUUCUCAUGAAGCCGCGGUCGCACGUCGUCUGGGAGAAGUCGACCGCGCGCUUCAACUGCACGGUGCAGGGCAGGCCCACACCCCACGUCAAGUGGUUCAAGAACAACAAGCCCAUCGAUGUGCACCGCGAGCCGGGAAAGUUCCGCAUCAGCAGCAACUACGGCGUCCACGCGCUGGAGAUCAACUGGUGCAGCGAGGAUGACACGGCUCAGUACCGCGUCUCGGCCAUUAGCACCAGAGGAGAAACGUCCUGCUUUGCCACUCUGGUUGUGAAAAGAUUCAGGAGCGAGUUUGACGAGACCAGCUUCUACUCCGGGAUCUCCACUUUCCCCUUCGACUUGCCGCUCCUGCCCACGGUGUCAGGGCUGGAGUUGGACGUGCGCAUCAUGGAGAAGUUUGGCGUCACGUUCGGCCGGGAGGGAGAGACGCUGUCCCUGUGCUGCACCGUCGUGGUCGUGCCAAACUUGCACAAGGCUCGCGUGGAAAUUCAGUGGUUCCGUGAUGAUGUGCGGCUGGAGGAGUCCAAGUGGGUGCAGCUGUACUGGAGUGGGGAGAAGGCCACGCUGGUGCUGGCCCACCUCAACAAGGAGGACGAGGGGCUCUACACAGUGCGAGUCGUCACCACCGGAGGCGCCGCUCGGCACUCCGCCUACGUCUUCGUGCGCGAUGCGGCAGCUGAAAUUGCUGGUGCACCUCCUGCUCCGCUUGGCGUGGAGAUCCACGACCCGAACCGCAACUACGUCAUCGUCUCAUGGAAGCCUCCCAGUGGCCAAGGAGGCAGCCCCAUCACCGGCUACUUUGUGGAAAGGCGCGAGGUGAACACGGAAAAGUGGGUGAGCUGCAACGACGCGCCGGUGCUGUACGCGCGCUGGGUGGCGGCCGGUCUCGUCGAGUGCCACUCGUACCAGUUCCGCGUGCGCGCCGUCAACUCGGCCGGCCUGAGUCUCCCGUCGCGGCCCUCGGAGCCCGUCAUCGCUCUGCACCCGGACGAGGCCGCCAAGCUCAAGGGAACCCCUGCUGCCCCAUGGACUGGACAAAUCUUUGUGACCGAAGAGGAGCCGACCGACGCGAUGGUGCCGAGCUGCCCGCAGGAGGUGGCGGUCACCGAGAUCAGCCGCAGCUACGCGGUGCUCGGCUGGAAAGUGCCGGUCUCCCCCGGCUCCGAGGCCGUCACCUACUAUGUGGAGAAGUCGACGGACGGAGGGGAGUCGUGGGAGCGGCUCAAUGGAGGCGUCGCGGUCAAGUCGACGCACUUUGCGGCACUCGGGCUGGUGGAGGGGAAGAGCUACCAGUUCCGCGUGCUGGCCUGCAACUCCACCGGCCUGAGCGAGCCCUCCGAGGAGACGCUGCCCGUCACGGCCCACGACAAACUGAUUCCGCCCUCGGCCCCGGAGAGCGUGACCCCUGAGAAGGACUCAGCCACCUCGGUGCUGCUGAACUGGAAGGAGGUGGCCGACACCCAGGGGCUGCUGGGAUACUACACGGAGUCUCGCGCCUGCGACUCCAAGGAGUGGCAAAUCAGCAACAACAACCCUGUCAAGCGCAACAACUUUGUGGUGCACGGGCUGAAGACGGGCGGCGAGUACGUGUUCCGCGUCCGGGGUGUCAACGCCGCCGGUUUCAGCAGCUUCUCCAAGGAGUCGGCACCCUUCAAGGUGGAGGCACCUGUGGACUUGCCCACGAGUGGGCAUCAGCCGCCGACCCCUGAGCCGGCUUCACGAGUGAGUUUGCAUGAGGCUGCUAAAUCUGCUCCUGCCGCCGGGAAGAGCGUUGGUCAACCUGCGGCUGCGAGUGUCCGCGCCGGCUCCCCGCACCCCACCGCUCCGCCGCCGAGCAAGAUCUCGCUGCUGAACUGCUCCGGCGUCGGCAUGGUGCUGCACUGGCAACCGCCCGCCCCUGGCAAGGCGCCGCUCGCCACGGGCUACCGCGUGGAGGCGCGUGCCGUGCCCGAGGGAGGGAGUGAUUCCCCGGGCGAAUGGCACGAUGCCAAGGCGAGACGGAUCGAGGACACGGUGUAUGAGGUUCAGGGCCUGGCGGAGCACAGCAGCUACCAGUUCCGCGUGAGUGCGGAGAACCCGGGGGGGUUGGGCUGCCCGUCGGAGCCCAGCCAGACCUUCCCGUGCGAGAAGUGGACCUUCCCCGAGCCCGGUCCUCCGUUUGGCCUGGCCUUCUCGGACAUAAAGGACGGCGCGAUGGUGGUGUCGUGGAAGCCUCCGCUGUACGCCGGGACCUCGGCCGUGUCCCUCUACCACGUGGAGCUCACGGAGGCCGACGCCGUCAGCUGGAGACGCUCGGACGAGAAGCCCUCCGCCAGCACGCACGUCAAGGUGGGAGGCCUCAAGGACGGACAACCGUACCUCUUCCGUGUGUUUGCGGAGAACGCGGGAGGCCGUGGGAAGAUGUCGGAAGAGUAUGGGCCCGUGGUGGCUCGUGGCUUGGCAGUACGUCCAGAGGCCAGCAAGCCUAAGGAGCAGAAGAGUAAGAAGGGCAAACCUACCUCGCUGAAGUCCCCUCUUGCCGUGGAGGUUCAGGACAACGGGACCGUGCGGUUCUCGGCUCAGUUGGAAGACCUGUCCGCGUCCGCCGACGUCAAGUGUAUCUUCGACGACAAAGAGAUUGAGAAGAACGAGAAGUAUGACAUCAAGGUGGACGUGGCCACGGGGCUGGUGGAGGUCCUCGUGGAGACCAUCACUGCCGAGGAUGAGGGCUCCUACAGCGUCGUCUUCAAGGAGGACGACGGCAAGGAGAAUGCGAGCAACUUACCGCUGCUGGGCGAUGAUUUCAAAAAGCUUCUGGAGCAAUCGGAGAAGGCAAAGAGAGACUGGAAGAGGAAGCAAGGGCCUUACGUGGUGGAGCAGGCUCACUGGGAGGUCAUGGAGGACUGUAACGUGCGUCUCAUCUGCAAGGUGUCGAACAUCAAGAAGCAGACGAGCGCCGUGUGGUUCAAGGACGGAAAGCAGAUCAUGGUGGAUGAGAAGCACGACUUUAAGGAUGGAAUCAUCUCUCUGCACAUCGCCAAGAUCACCAAGCGAGACGCCGGGGUGUACAAGCUGCAGCUGAAGGACGAGCGAGGGGACGACUCGAGCGUCCUGCAGUUCACCGGCAAGACUUUUGAUCAAGCCAUUAAGGAAGUCUGCAAAAUGAUUGUCAAGUCGGCCGCACCACUGAAAGCUCAGGCCACAGAGGAGGGAGUCCGCAUUCAUUCCACCGUCAAGCACUGCCUCCCCGAGGUGAAGAGCGUCUGGUUCCACGCGGAGAGCAAGCUCACCAAGUCGGAGCGGCUUGAGUUCGGCAGCUCGGACACGGAGCUGUGGAUGAAGAUGAAAGCUCCCGUCGACAAGGACAAGGGCACGUACAGGCUGGAGGCCACAGGCAACACCGAGACGGUCAAACUCUCCAUCGACCUCUCCGGGAAAGCCUUCGCUGGCUUGCUGGAAGAGUACCAGAAGCUCGAGCUUGCUGCUAAUGCAGAUAAAAACAAUGCCAGGAUCGUAGGAGGGUUGCCUGAUGUUGUCAGCAUUAUGGAAGGAAAGACGUUGAACCUGACCUGUUCCGUGGCGGGGGAGCCGGUGCCAGAGGCCACGUGGCUGAAACACGACAAAGUGCUCUCCAAGAGCGAGCACUACAUCAUUAAUUUCGAAGAGGGGCGUUUCGCGAACCUCAUCAUCCAGAACAUCACGAUGGCCGACACGGGGAAGUAUGGCAUCGUAGUGACGAACAAGUAUGGCAAGGACACCGCCGACUUCACCCUGAAUGUAACCGACAAGGAGGAAUGAACGGCGCUCCCUUGAUGAAGACACUCCGUGCUCACGCACACGGCAUCUUAAACUGUACGACGUUGCCAAGGGGUUCUGUAUAACCACAUCGGUGGACUGGGGUGGCUGAAGCAAGGAAGAUAUCAAACGAACGCAACAUUUGCUCAAUUAGUGAAAUGAGCAAAUCCUGCGUCUGAACGUGGAAGUGCGGUGCGUUGUGAGGGUGCCGCAUUAAUUCACCGGGGUCGACAGUGCUGUCAUUUGGCGGCAGCAAUGCAGUUGUGAUUCCGUUACCCGAGCUCGCGCUCUCGAAUGCUGACCACUGCGUAAGACAUUGAACUCAUUCGUCAUCGGUAGCAUUGUGCGAUUCCUCAUGUGCUGUCGACACGCGUUUCCCUCCGCCUCUUCCGAUCUCUCGCCGCCUCCUCCUCUGUCGUUGCUCUCCCAGGGCUUUGCUCUUGUGCAUCUUCCUGCAUCAGUUUUUAUCGCAUCAGUUAUGGACUCAAUUUAGCGCACACAUCUGGCAACGGCAAACAUUAAUUUUGCAAUUAGUAAUCGUUGCCUGCACUGUUUUGGUCUCGUUUAAAAAGUUGACAUUCGAGAUGACUUGGAACCCAACAUUGUGCUGCAGUUAUAAUCACCUCCUACACUACUGACCCGGUCAUAGAAAAUUCCAGAUCAGUUUUUUUUUUCUCACGCUCAUAUUUCGCCCAACUUCAACUCCAUACCGGCAGUGCUCUCAAUGUUUGUCGCCCUCUGCCGGAUAAACCCAGGGAGUAGAUUGGGAGAGACAGAUGUGGAGUGGCUGCGGUACCGUGCUGUGGUUUAAGCUGAAAUAGCACCCCCUAGCAUGCGCUAUUCAGAAAACCCACAGCUUGAUCACCUAAUUUUAAGAGAAAAUGAGUCAACGGGAGUCUGAAUGUUCUCUGGAUUCUGCCCUUUGGCUUCAAUGUUAUUUGCCAAACAUCGCUUUAGGUUGGGUUUGUGCUGUGAAUGGCAGCAUCUGUUGACGCCUCAAAUUAUUUACUUCUCUUCAUAACGUGAAAUUUUACAUCUAAGCUUCGAACAUAUUUUUUGUCCAGAAAAUAAUUAAUGACACUUUAGUGACUUUUCUGUAUUGCAGUCCUGUCAAGACGUCAUAUUGCCAAAGAAUGGUACAGAAAGUGUUAUAUUUGAGAACUUCAAAUCUAUAUUAUAUUUUAGUUGUUAACGUAUUCUUUUUGGAAUCAUGAUUAUUAUUUAAAAAAGUUGCAUUAACAUAAUAUAUCACUCAGAAUAAUAUUAAGAUAUAUAGAGAGCGGUGUGGGGUAGAGUCGUGGUGCAGUGGGUAGGGCACUGCACCUAUACACCUGGUAAGCAGCCAACAUCAGCGGUGAGUGAUAUCAGAACCUCCAGUAACCACCGCUUUCACCAGCCCACACGCCUACAUGGCGAAGCACGGUCAAACAACCCCCAUGACCAACAGCACGGGGAAACCUUCAAAGGGCUGUGUGAUUAUGGUUGCGUGUGAAUUUCCCUGCGAGGAGAUAUUCUUUCGUUUCGGAGAGCUGCACUCGUUGCAUGUCCGACGCGUCAAUCCACAGCUAUGGCCAACUGCUGCAGUUUAUUUCUCCGCCACGUGAUUAAAAUCUGGUCUUCACAAGCUCCACAAUUGUGUGAUGAUAACAAAGAAAGUGGGACGAAGGUGGUAUGCCUUUGUAAAAACAUGUACUCCCCAACAUACUGGCGUUCCCAUUGCUUUUCAGUUGCAUUAUUGAGUUUAAUUUGUAUUUAUAUGGCGGAAGAUCUAUGAGACUAAUUUCGUGCCAAUUAGUAUGCAAUUAAUUAUACUCUUGGUAAGUAUUCGCAUUGCAUGAGCAGCACACCUCUCUUUGUCUUCAUCGAGACUACCUUUAAGCAUUAGCUCUUAUUUAACAUAUUCACCAUGGUGCUGUAAUGGGAUGUUAGCCCUCUUUAAAUGGCAGUAUGAAGAGCCUUCUGUGUUAACAUUCUUUGCCAUCAGUCCUCAGGUGUGUGCUGACAUCACGCAGAUAGAUUUAUGUUGAGAGAGUCUCGCCUUUUCAAACUGUUUACACACAAGGUCGCACCGCAUGAUGGAUCAGCUCUGAAUGGAAUGUGCUGCUGCGUUCUCAAAUAAAAAUCGGAGUGAAGUUA
This is a messenger RNA of Petromyzon marinus (sea lamprey), 7265 nucleotides long. Its product is annotated as myomesin-1-like. Lineage: Eukaryota; Metazoa; Chordata; Hyperoartia; Petromyzontiformes; Petromyzontidae. Gene Ontology annotation, cellular component: M band. Gene Ontology annotation, biological process: sarcomere organization. The record is from RefSeq and is a predicted model, not a curated record. Gene Ontology annotation, molecular function: protein binding.